AUGCAAUUUUCAAUCCUCCUGACGACCCUCUUCAGCCUCGCUAUCACAGCCAUGGCAGACAUUCAUGACGGAAAGCCAGUAUGUGCACCAAACGAAGCCAGACUAUGCUGUUCCUGUGGAGGCUGUAACGCCAAUGGAAACUGCCCGGCUGGAAGCCCGGACGCCGGCUGCCCUUGUAUCAAGGCGGAUCCCAGGUUGGGAAAUGUUUGCGACGGCCAGCCACCUUUUGAGGGGGUGCAGUGCUGA
Messenger RNA from Fulvia fulva, 246 nucleotides. RefSeq names its product Ecp18. The coding region runs from base 1 to 246 and encodes 81 amino acids. The record is from RefSeq and is a predicted model, not a curated record. NCBI's taxonomy places the organism in Eukaryota, Fungi, Ascomycota, Dothideomycetes, Mycosphaerellales, Mycosphaerellaceae. The transcript is spliced from 2 exons.